AUGAGGUUAUCACGAUGGACAACACGACUGGCAGCACUGGCGACAACAGAGACGGCUUUCGCCUUGAGCCCAACUCCGACUUCAACCGGCACCAAGACCAUGGUCCCCACCGCCGCUUACGUGCCCGGCGGUGCGCAAUUACAACUAUUCAGACGUCAGGAUUGCCCGGCUGGCACUUCCAAAUGUUCGGAUUCGCUAGGGACGUCGUUUGAUGGAAUUUGUUGCGCCACGGGACAGGUGUGCGAACUAGACGACAACAACCGGCCAGCUUGCUGUCCAUCUGGGGCUGUUUGUACCGGCUCAGCUCCGACGACGGCACCGACUGUCACGGCAGUUUCAUAUGUCCCUAAUGCUUACUUUCCAUUCCCAUACAUAGCGACAUCACUCGACCGCGGCGAGUGCUCAUCAGCCCUUAGCCAAUGUUCCCGGAAUUACCAGAGUUGCGUCACUCAAUUGGACGGCAACGCGGGCUUUGGUGUUACUGUGAUAGUUCCCGGCGGGGGUGGCACCACUGUCGCCGCAACCCAGCCGGACGUUGGAACAUCGGCGACCCCCAUUUGUUCCAGUCUUAGCUCCCAGGCAUGCUACGGCUUGUCUAAUGACCAGUGUGCUCAAUCGACAACGGUGAACGGCGUCGUCAUUAACGUCGCAGCACGUCCAACAGCGGCCUGUGUGGCUAAACUCGCUGCGGGCUUGGGAAUCGCUGUCUUCGGUGCCAUGCGAUGA
Colletotrichum godetiae is the source of this 726-nucleotide messenger RNA. RefSeq lists its product as uncharacterized. The record is from RefSeq and is a predicted model, not a curated record. Bases 1 to 726 code for a protein of 241 amino acids. The transcript has 2 exons. NCBI's taxonomy places the organism in Eukaryota, Fungi, Ascomycota, Sordariomycetes, Glomerellales, Glomerellaceae.